This is a messenger RNA of Centruroides sculpturatus (bark scorpion), 798 nucleotides long. RefSeq names its product putative golgin subfamily A member 6-like protein 19. Lineage: Eukaryota; Metazoa; Arthropoda; Arachnida; Scorpiones; Buthidae. The transcript is spliced from 3 exons. The annotation marks the transcript as partial. The record is from RefSeq and is a predicted model, not a curated record.
AGGGAAAAUGGCACUCCCAGGCCUGCAUUAACCACAACAUCCAGCUCGACUACUACAACGAAGAGUUUCCAUUCAACAGAUCUGAGUUCUAUAACUGAGGAACCAAAACGGGAACGAAGGAGAAGAAAUAAUGAGACAUCACAACAGCAAGAGGAAAGAUUGCGUAAAAACAGGGAGAGAAAUCAGUUAAGACGUCAAAUCGUAAGAACAGAAGCACAAGAAAGUAGAAGAAGGUUACAAAGAGAAAAUGAACAAAGAAUGCAUGGUGAAAGAGCGGAUGAACAAGGAGCGAGUGAAAGAGAAAGAGCGAGUGAACGAUAUGCGAUUGAACAAAGAGAGCGAGUAAAUGAAGAGAAAGAAAAAGCAAAUGAAAUAAGAGAAAGGGAGAUUGAACAAAAAGAGAGGAUGAAUGAACAGAGAGUGCGUGAAAAUGAAUUGGCAGAAAGAGCGGGUGAACGAUAUGCGAUUGAACAAAGAGAGCGAGCAAAUGAAGAGCGAGAAAAAGCAAAUGAAAUAAAAGAAAGGGAGAUUGAACAAAAAGAGAGGAUGAAUGAACAAAGAGAGCGUGCGAUUGAGGAAAGAGAGAGGAUGAAUGAACAGAGAGUGCGUGAAAAUGAAGAAAGAGAGAGGAUGAACGAACAGAAAGAGCGUGCAAAUGAAGAACGAGAGAGGAUAAAUGAACAGAAAGCGAAUGAAGAAAGGCAUGGAGAGAAUGUACAAAGAUCAAGGGAACAAGGAACGCAAAAUUUUGUAUUAUGCUUAUUUAUUGAAAAUAUAAAUAGUGUGUUUGUUACCUGA